AUGCGUUUUAUUCCAGUCCUUGCGACGACCUUCCUGGCCAUCUCCUCGGUCACAGGCGCGUCGCCAACCGCUGCAGCAUCCACUGCUGCAGCUUCUGCUGCUGACAGUCAGAACAGCGUGGCUGCUGCAGUCAACAAUGCGGCCGAUACCGUUGCAAAUGCGGCUACCACGGCCAAUGUCAAUGGCCCCGAGGCCGCCGCAACAACCGCAGCUGCUGCCAAUGGUGCCAAUUCGGAGGAGUCCACUGAGAACACAGCCACCAGUGCGGCUGCUGAUGCAAAUGCCAAUGCCAAUGCCAAUGCUGCCUCGGCGAAUGCUGCUACCGCCAAUGCUGCUACUGCCAAUGCCAACACCGCAAACUCGAACGCUGCCGCUGCGACAAACAGUGCUGCCGUUUCCACUGCUAGUGCUAGCGCGGCUGCCGGGUCUGCCAACACUGAUAGCACAACUACUAGCUCUAGCACCAAGUCAGAGUCUACCGACUCAUCAAGCAGCAGUGACAGCGGGCUUCUGAGCAGCAUUGAGGGCCUUCUGUCUGGUUCUGGUCUUAGCUCUAUUGGCAGUGAUCUGGGUGAUCUGGCUAAGGGCUUGGAGAAUCUAUUGAACCCCGAUUUCCUGAACGAGCUCACCUCGACUUUCAAGUACUUGUCCACUAGUCUGGCUCCCCCUGUUGACACCAACAUCCGGGUUCUACUUUCCAACGAUAACACCCAGGCUAUUGGUGACCUCAUUUCCAACGCCAACACCUUGCUGUCGGCUAAGAACACCAAGACCCUUAGUAACAUUCUCGACAAGGCUGAUACUCUGCUGUCUGACAAGAACCUGGCCGGCAUUGAGAAGUUGCUUAACAACAUCGACAAGGUCAAUGAUCUCAUUGAUAAUGCUGACGACUUGCUCACUACCAAGAACGUCAAGUCUAUUGAGAGCCUGGUCAACAACGCCAACGAUCUGCUGACUACCGAUGUGACCAACGCACUGAAGAAGAUCCUGAACGAUGUUGUGACCCUGCUGCCCAACUUGGAGAACUUCCUCACCAAGGAGACCUUCGACGAGCUCGGCAACCUGCUGAAGAACGGUAACUCUCUGCUGACCGAGUCCUUCGUCACUGAAACCCAGAACUUGAUCAAGAGCGCCACUGCUCUCCUGACCACAUCUGUGACCAACGCGCUCAAGGAGAUCCUCAACGCUGUUGUGCCUCUGCUGCCCCAGCUCAAGUCCUUCCUCACACCCUCCACCUUUACUGCGUUGGAGAACCUGCUUAAGAACGGCAACUCCUUGCUCUCUGAAAACUUCGUCACUGAGACCAAGAGCCUGGUUGCGUCAGCAUCUGAACUGCUUACUACCUCGGUCAGCAACUCUCUCAAGGAGAUUCUCAACGCUGUGGUGCCCCUGUUGCCGGAGAUCAAGAAUCUGCUCACAAACGACACUAUCUCGGAUAUUCAGACUUUGCUCACAAACGGCAACGACCUUCUGUCCGAUUCGUUCGUGUCGGAGACCAAGUCUCUUGUGGCCGGUGCUUCUGCUUUGCUUACUACUUCGGUCAGCAACUCCCUCAAGGAGAUUCUCAACGCUGUCGUGCCAUUGCUGCCAGAGAUCAAGAGCCUGCUCACCAAGGCCACCAUCACGGACAUCCAGACUCUGCUCACCAACGGCAACGAUCUUCUUUCCGACUCCUUCGUUUCGGAGACCAAGUCCCUUGUGGCCGGCGCUUCUGCCCUGCUCACAACUUCCGUGACCAACUCUCUCAAGGAGAUCCUCACAGCCGUUGUGCCGCUGUUGCCGGAGAUCAAGAACCUGCUCACCAACGACACCAUUUCGGAUAUUCAGACUCUGCUUACCAACGGCAACGAUCUUCUGUCCGAUUCGUUCGUGUCGGAGACCAAGUCUCUUGUGGCCGGUGCUUCUGCUUUGCUUACUACCUCGGUGUCGAACGCUCUCAAGGAGAUCCUCAGCGCGGUCGUUCCCCUGCUCCCGGAGAUCAAGACCUUCCUCACGAAGGAAACACUGGAGGAGCUCGAGGACCUGCUCAACAACGGCAAUGCCCUUCUCACCGGCAAAUUCGUCAACCAGACCCAGAGCCUGGUCAGCAACGCGGACGACCUCCUCACCCCGUCGCUGGUCUCUGGUCUCAAGAGCAUCCUCAGCGAGGUGACCCCACUCCUCCCCGAGGUCGAGAAGCUCCUCACCAAGGACACCAUCGAGAUGAUCUCCUCCCUGCUGACGAACGCCAACGACCUCCUCUCGCCAACCUUCGUCAACGAGACCGAGUCCCUGAUCUCCGGCGCGCACGACCUCCUUACACCAUACGUGGUCGGCGGUCUCAGCGAACUCCUCAACCACCUGGUGCCGGUCGUCCCCAACAUCACCGAGGACUUCCUGAACGCCACGACCCUGAAGAACCUGACCUACCUCCUGGGCAACGGAACCACUCUCCUCGACACCGCCUUCGUCACCGAUACCAAGAACCUCAUCGACGAGGCGGGCGAGCUUCUCACGCCCUCGACCGUCAAGUCCCUCAGCGGUCUGGUCACCAGUCUCGACAAGUCUAUGCCCGAGCUCGAAUCCCUCCUCCAGCCGGCUACUAUCAAGGAAUUGCACUCCCUUCUGACCAACGCUGGUGACCUGCUCACCACCAAGUUCGUUAACGAGACAGCCACUAUUAUUGAUGAUGUCUCGGGCUUGUUGCCGUUGGUUGAGGGAAUUUUGAAUUCUCUGUAA
Molecule: messenger RNA, 2718 nt
Organism: Penicillium longicatenatum
Lineage: Eukaryota; Fungi; Ascomycota; Eurotiomycetes; Eurotiales; Aspergillaceae
Exons: 1
Coding region: 1-2718 (905 amino acids)
Source: RefSeq, a predicted model, not a curated record